UUUCUUCACUUUUUCGCCACUGAGCCGUUUUCGUCGACAUCGUUCUUCGCUGCGCUGUGCUGAAAGUUUGCGGGCGCUCUUGGUGAAAAAUUAAUUAAAAAUAUGAUUUCUCCGGCGUUCAGGAAUCUCGCCCGUCCCGCAGUGCGGCCGCUCGUGCGCCGGUAUGGAGGCGGCGAGGCAUACAAGCCCAUCACCAUGAACGACCUGCCGGUGCCCAAGGGCUCCUGGCAGGAGGCCUACAACGCCAAGCAGAAGAACUACAACACCAUGCUUAUGCUCGGAGUCGCAACCUUCGGCGGCACGCUUUUCGCGGCGUACCAGUCUGGCCUGGUGGUACUAAACACCACCCCCGACCUGAAGAAGAUGAACAUCAAGUGAGACCGGGUAACGGCGUGUGGGUCGGGCGUUGGGUAGGCGCAGCGUGGCAGACCAGCGACCAGUGUGUACUGUGAGUGUAAUGUCAAUAUAUCGCGACGAACCGGA
Messenger RNA from Amphibalanus amphitrite, 483 nucleotides. RefSeq lists its product as uncharacterized. Bases 103 to 378 code for a protein of 91 amino acids. The transcript has 3 exons. Lineage: Eukaryota; Metazoa; Arthropoda; Thecostraca; Balanomorpha; Balanidae. The record is from RefSeq and is a predicted model, not a curated record.